AUGCCUCGAUCCUGGCAACCCAAAGAGAUCCUAUGGGGGAUCCACCUCGGGGUUUCUCUCUCGCUUCCCCACAUCCUCUACAGUUACGUCUAUGUUCCGCUCGGUGUGAUUGCAAUUCUUGCCAUUCUCUAUGGGAUUCACCAGCUUUUAACCUCGGUGAUUCAUUUUGUCUUCCCGGCCUCGGUCCUCGCGCUCCUUAUCCAUUUUACAGGGCUCUGUUUUUCGUCACGCUUUUUGGGCAAACAGCGCACAGCCAAGUACCUCAAGCUUCUUGACGUCCCCGCUGGCUGGGCGCUCCGCUGGAUCAACAUCUUCUUCACCCCCAGCUUUAUCACGCUUCCGCUCAGCGAUAAGGUAUCUGUCAAAGAAGCACUCACCAUUGCCGGCGUGUUUGUGUUUGGCUACCUCGUCAUGAGUAUCGUUUGCGCUUACACGCUCGUAGGGCUCCAGAGAUUAACCGGAAGAAGCAGGAAAGACGGUGUGGUCAGAGCCGAAGAGUUGCAUCGACCGGAUGACGUUCCGCUAGACGAGUUGCCUCUCGGAAGUGAGACCGAGAGUGGUCGGACAAGCCCAGAGUUGGACAGCUCCUCCAACCUCUUUAUCCCUAGCGUAGACGAGACACCAGCGGAUUCAACCACAGACUUGCUCCCCCCUCCAAAAACCGCAAAUUCAUCAAACCCGCGUAAUCCUGGGGUGGGACUCGAUCAAAACACCUCAAGUGGCAUUUGUGAGCGUGAAACAUACUUGGACAUGCAACAGAAGCAUUACCGUAAUUCUUCCGACACAACCAAGCUUGUGGCCACCUUUAUCACUGCACACUUUGACUGGUUUGUAUAUGGAUUUCUUUUCCUCAUUGGAAUUCCAAUUUAUUAUGUCUUGGACUAUGCCAUGCCCAUCCAGCUUGCCACAGGAGUGCUUUUCUUUUUUGCGGCCCUCCUUCCGCCCCCCCGAUUCCGUCAGUUUGUCCACCCUAUCCUUCUAUCCAUCAGCUGCUGUCUCCUUGUGUUUUACAUAUUGUCGCUUAUGACUCCCAAACCCCACCACCAUUCGUUUAUCGAAACCAUCAAGAUGUACAAGACGGGCAGAAACUACUUGUACUUGUUCAAUCCCCAAUCGUUCUCCGGUAAGCUUCCAGGCGCGGGCGAUGUUCUCACCUCCUUGAUGGAUGUGUCGAUUGUGGCACUUUCGGUGCCAAUGUUCACGUAUCGCGGGGACUUGCGUCGCCACGCAGUGAUCUUGAUCCCUCCGUUGGUGAUCACCAUCUGUGGCUCAUUCUUUGCCUACCCUCCGUUGUGCUACCAGUUGGGCAUUUCGCCCGCCCGUUCGCUUGCCUUUACCGGGAGAUCUGUAACGCUAGCCUUGGGGACGCCGCUCGUGACCUCCUUGGACGGUUCGAUUCCGUUGAUGGCGGUCACGACAAUUCUAUCUGGGAUUAUCGGUGUGCUCACGGGUCCGCUCUUUAUGAAAGCCAUUCGAAUCGGCAAGGACGACUAUGUUACGCGUGGGAUCACGUUGGGGACCAACUGCGGGGCAGUUGCCACCGCAUGGUUGAUGACGGUGGACCCCAGGGCCGCCGCAAUGAGUUCAAUUUCGUUUGUGCUUUUUGGGGUGGGGAUGGUGGUGCUAGGAGCCAUUCCAAGCGUGGCUGCGUUGCUAGCGCUCACUCCAACACUCCUGAACAUGACAGUGUUAACAGAUACCAAAAUCACCGCUACCAGGGUAUGGACCACUCUCAUCACGAAUACCGACUACCUCCCAGGAUUGCUAGCCCUCGACUAUUCCUUGAAGCGCGUGGGAUCGAAGUACCCUCUCGUCGCCCUAUACACCGACACGUUCACGGAGGACGGUCACCAUGAAUUAGAUGUACGCCAGAUCCCGAAGCUCCGCAUCCGGUACUUGCUCCCAACCGCCCUGAAAGACUACACCAAUGAUGUUAGAUUCUACGACUGCUGGUCAAAGUUGCAACCUUUCCUGUUGGUGCAGUUUGACAUGGUGGUACAGCUAGACAGCGACAUGGUGGUGCUCCAGAACAUGGACGAGUUGUUCGACAUUGAGUUAUCCAAGAACUCGGUCUUUGCUGCCUCUCACGCCUGUGUGUGCAACCCAUACAACAAGUCACACUAUCCUAGGAACUGGACCCACGACAAUUGUGCUUACUCGGACCCACGUACCAACCAGGUGGGGAAUUCAGCCAUCUGUGUAGGCCCUCUGGCCAGCGCUGGGUUGGGGAUCUGCAACGGUGGGCUCCAGGUGGUGAAACCGUCCCAGGAAACGUACAACAAGAUCAUUCAGGCGAUUAGCAAGCCAAGCAAGACCGAGAAUUACGAUUUUGCGGACCAGUCGCUACUCUCGGACGUGUUUAACCACCAGUGGUUGGGAUUAAGCUACGUGUACAAUGCGUUAAAGACCCUUCCGCAGAUCCACAGCGAAAUCUGGGACGUGUCAAAGGUGAAAAAUGUCCACUACAUCCUCGCGCCAAAACCAUGGGACUUGGCCAGUGACCCAAUGAACGGGACGUAUCAAGGAGACGGAACAACUAGCGAGAACGGCAAGUGGGAAAGCUUUGUUGACGACACUGAUACCUUUAAGUAUUGGUUUGAGAUUAACAACGAGAGGGUGUUGAGAGAGAGAGAGCCGGAGAGGCGCACCACAGGCAGCAAGCACACCCUUUAA
Molecule: messenger RNA, 2673 nt
Organism: Babjeviella inositovora NRRL Y-12698
Lineage: Eukaryota; Fungi; Ascomycota; Pichiomycetes; Serinales
Exons: 3
Coding region: 1-2673 (890 amino acids)
Molecular function (GO): glycosyltransferase activity
Source: RefSeq, a predicted model, not a curated record